Molecule: messenger RNA, 1213 nt
Organism: Hibiscus syriacus
Lineage: Eukaryota; Viridiplantae; Streptophyta; Magnoliopsida; Malvales; Malvaceae
Product: NAC domain-containing protein 82-like
Exons: 8
Coding region: 95-1183 (362 amino acids)
Biological process (GO): regulation of DNA-templated transcription
Molecular function (GO): DNA binding
Source: RefSeq, a predicted model, not a curated record
UUGAUACUACGAAAUAUAGAGUGGUCACCAAGGAAACGAAGAAGAUUGUGCGAUUGAAUUUCAACGGGUCAAUUCCACUGGACUUGAGAAGACCAUGGCCACGCCGGUAGAUCCUCCGCCAGCGAGUAUUAGUUUCAACUGCUCCGACAUGGACGAGCUCUUUAUCUCUUUAGAUAAAUUGACUAGUGGAUCUCCUCUACCAAUCAAUGUUAUUGAUUAUGUAAAUCCUUACGGACAUGACCCACAAAAUUUACCUGAAGCUGUUUGGUUCUUGAUUAGCUCAAAGGAUAAAAUCGAUAUGGAAAGUGGUGCCUGGAAGACCAAAGAGGAGGCUUGUGAAGUUUUUUCAAACUCAGAUAUUAUUGGUUGGAGAACAACUCUGGAAUACUUCGACGGUCAAGUCCCUCAUCGGCGUAAAACUGACUGGGUGAUGGAGAUGUUCAACGUAACUAUGAAGAGGCUGCGCGAUGACAAUGAGAAAAAGGAAACUAGCUACUUGUGCCGAGUUAAUCUUGUUCCCAGCCACGAGAUAGUUGACAAUGGAACAGGGAACCAUUUCACUUCUUCCCUUGAUCUGGAUUGUAACAGCAGUACAAGAACCCCUGAGGUGAACGACCAUGACGCUAAAGAAACAUCGGAGAGACUUCCAUUUCCCGAGAAUCAAGGAGAGAAAGUGUUUGCAAUGGACUUAUUAUCUAGAGGUUAUGUUGAUUUCUUCGCAGGUGGUGACUAUCUGGAACUGAGGGACCUUGAUAACCCAACAUCACCUCUUUCGAGUUCAGAAAAUUCUAGCGCCGCCAUUAGCAUUUCAUCCGAUGAAUGUUUUGAUUCACUAGCUAUCUUGAAAGAACUCGAGGAACCGAUUUUCGAACAGAAUGAUUCGGCUAAGAAGCUUAAUGUCUUUGCAGCCAACAAGACAGACGAGUUCCUCAUGAUCCCUGCAACUUUAGGAUCUUUAGUCAGUAUCGAGGGAAGCAACUCAUGCAGCGAUGAUGAAUCCUUCAAAACUGCACAUAUGUCAGCUUCAUGUAGUAGAGACCCGAACAACAAGGUCGCAAAACGUGCCAAAGUGGAGCGAACCGACCAAGGUCCAUCGUCAUCUCGUAAACCAUCUGAGAGCCGUACGACAACAAAAGGUGGAAUGAAAAACUUUAGAAAGUACUUAUGCUUCAUGCCAUUUUAGAUAAACACCACCUAAUACCGAAACCUCACA